This is a messenger RNA of Nematocida homosporus, 1089 nucleotides long. RefSeq lists its product as uncharacterized. The transcript has a single exon. Lineage: Eukaryota; Fungi; Microsporidia. The coding region runs from base 1 to 1089 and encodes 362 amino acids. The record is from RefSeq and is a predicted model, not a curated record.
AUGCCACUACUGGACUAUCCUAAAGACGACACCGUUGCUGAUAACGGUUUUUCAGAAGAAGAAGAGACCGAUGAUUAUCUAGACACCGACCGAUUAUCUAAAGAAUACGCUAGCGAAGAAAGACUGCUAGCUGCUAAUCGAGCCCUCCAGAAAGAUCUUUACCAAGAGUAUCAUCUUUUAUUGCGACAGUUAGACCAUAUUAGUGUUCUGCAGAAGAUUCUCGCCCAAAAGAAGAACAGCCACAAGAAAAAGACUCUCUUAGUGCGCGACGAAGCCCAACUAGAUCCGAGCUCGAAAGAAGAAAAUCUGUCCCCCUUAGAGUCCCAGCGAAUUACCGAUUAUAUUGCUCAGUUCUUAUGUGUCAGAGGCCAACUUGGAAUUAGUCCGUUGGAUAAAGCCUGGGGAAUGUUAUCGCACGCCUUAUCUAAGCCAAUUCCUCUGUGCAUGCAGGUAUGGUACAGCCCCGAGAAUCCUCACUAUCUUGAUAGUGAAUUCACUGCCCGAGAAGACAAGGAAAUCAUUAGCCAAGAAGGGAAUUGGAGCACUCUUUGCCAGAAGAUGGCCCGGGCGCCGCUUACUAUUUAUGCCCGGUACAAGGACCUGCAGAAGAACCAACCGGUCUCGCGCUGGACAGAGAAGGAGGACAACCUCUUACGCGAAAUCAUUCAAAUGGAAGGAACCGGGAGUUGGGUUAGUAUAGCCACUAAAAUUCGGACAAAAAGUGCCCGGCAGUGCAUGUACCGGUAUAUGCGCGUGCUUUCCCCAGACAUCAAAAAGGGCAAAUGGACCGAAGAGGAGGACCAAGCUCUUUUGAAAGCCGUUGAGCUUUACAAGAAAGGUAAUUGGAAGAAGAUCAAGGAGCACGUCCCAGGCCGGAACGACUUCCAGUGCCGCGAAAGGUACAUGCACUCCCUAGACCCACAAAGAAACUGCAGUUCCUGGACACCCGAAGAAGAGAAACUCCUUCUAGAUACAGUUGCCCAGGCCGCAAGCAAAGACUGGGUCAAAAUCGCCAAGUUGUUCACCAAGCGCAGCGGCAAGCAGUGCCGCAUCAAGUACAACCAGCUCAUCAAAGAUGCCAAAUCAUAG